Messenger RNA from Andrographis paniculata, 2419 nucleotides. Its product is annotated as proteinaceous RNase P 1, chloroplastic/mitochondrial-like. The record is from RefSeq and is a predicted model, not a curated record. Lineage: Eukaryota; Viridiplantae; Streptophyta; Magnoliopsida; Lamiales; Acanthaceae. Gene Ontology annotation, molecular function: ribonuclease P activity; serine-type carboxypeptidase activity; acyltransferase activity, transferring groups other than amino-acyl groups. Gene Ontology annotation, biological process: tRNA 5'-leader removal; secondary metabolic process; proteolysis. The transcript is spliced from 8 exons. Bases 371 to 2074 code for a protein of 567 amino acids.
GUGGGGAUCAUGACUUGGGCAUUCCGCACAUAGCUACUUUAAAAUGGGUACGCCUUCUCAAUAUCAGUGUCGACGAGCAAUGGAGGCCUUGGAUGGUCAACGGACAAGUUGGAGGCGUCCCAGUGUUGAUGUUCCUGGUUUGGACUUGACCAACGAAUGAACACGGAUCCGAGUUGCGAACAUCUACAGCCACAGGGUAGGGUGGUAAGGUAGGAUUUCUGAGGCCUUAAGUUCACUGUAGAGUUCACAGACCAAUGGUAUGUUUGAGUAUGUUCAUGUGCUUGAUUUAAUCCCAUAAUCGUGGUGAAGAAAAGAGAAGAGGUGUUCGUUGUCCAGAGCUUCAGAAUCAUUUCACGAUUCAGCGACAGGGAUGCGAUUUCGGGCUGCGUCUCUCGCUCACAAGGCCUCAGCCCUUGCCGUUUUCUGCAAAACCGAUUCUCUAUUUCUCCAACCCACAGCUCUGAAUAAAAAUCAGUCGCGGGGGUAUGCUUCGUUGAGGGUUACAAUCGAUUCCAAGUUGCAACACGCGAGUGGAUUUUCUGGGGCAAGAAGAAAGGGCAAUUUUACCACUGUCUCCGCUGAAGCUAUCCUCGAAAACCCAACGAAUUUGGGCAGUCGAAUGUCGAAGAGAAAGAAAGCGCGUACUAUGACCCCGGAAUUGGAUUUUCGUGUGAAGCUUGAGCAGUGUUCGAAGAAUGGGGAUUUCGUUGAGGCUCUUCGCCUUUAUGAUGAGGCUAAGGCUAAUAAUGUGCAGUUUCAUGUGUAUCAUUACAAUGUGUUGCUUCAUUUAUGUUCUCCUAAAAAUGAUGAGGAUGAAGGGGGGAUUGCAAGGUUGGAUAAAGGGCUUGAGAUUUUUGAGCAAAUGAGUAUGGACAAGGUGGAGCCGAACGAGGCAACUUUCACGAAUGUUGCGAGAUUGGCAGCAGCCAAGAAGGACCCGGAAUUGGCUUUUAAUUUAGUUAAGCGAAUGAAGGAUCAUGGAAUUGUACCUAAGCUGAGAUCAUAUGGACCAGCAUUGUUUGGAUUUUGUGAGAAGGGGAUGUAUAAUGAGGCAUGUGAAGUGGAUGCGCACAUGUGCGAAAAUGGGGUAUGUGCUGAGGAGAGUGAGCUUUCUGCACUGCUGAGAGUUAGUUCUGAAUUUGAAAGAGAUGGAAAAGUGUAUGAGAUGAUACAUAGGUUGAGGGCAACGGUGCGGCAGGUUUCAAAGGAGACUGCAACUGUUGUAGAGGACUGGUUUAGGUCAAAGAAGGCAACUGAAGUUGGGUCUGAGAGAUGGGAUUUGGAGAAGGUGAAGAAGGGUGUUUUGGAGGGAGGGGGUGGAUGGCAUGGCCAGGGAUGGUUGGGUAAAGGAGAGUGGAAUGUAGUGAGGACGGGGAUGGAUGAGACUGGCGUGUGCCAGUCAUGUGGGGAGAAGCUUGUUUGCAUAGAUAUUGAUCCGAAGGAGACGGAGAACUUUGCAGAUUCACUCGCGAAAUUGGCCUUGGAUAAAGAAGUUAAAACCAAUUUUGCUAAAUUCCAGGACUGGCUUAAGAAACAUGGUCCAUUUGAUGCCGUGGUUGAUGGAGCUAAUCUGGGUCUUGUUCAUAAACGUGAAAUCAAUUUCCCUCAGAUCAAUAAAAUUGUGAACCAAAUGCGUGAACUCAGUCAAUCAAAGAGAAUGCCUCUUGUUAUUCUUCACACGAUUAGAGUAAGAGGUCGUGCUGCUCAACAUCCUAAAAUCCAGAAAUUGUUGAAUAACUGGAGAAAAGCUUGUGCACUUUAUGCAACACCUCAUGGAUCAAAUGAUGAUUGGUAUUGGUUAUAUGCUGCUGUUAGUUCAAAAUGCUUACUGGUGACAAAUGAUGAGAUGAGGGAUCAUUUGUUCAGUCUUUUAGGAAAUAGCUUCUUUCCUAGAUGGAAAGAGAGGCAUCAGGUUCGUGUGAAGGCAUCCAUCGAUGGACUCGAGCUUCUCAUGCCUCCACCUUAUUCAAAUGUCAUCCAGGAGUCCGAAACAGGUAGUUGGCACGUACCAAUUGUUACCGAAGAUGAUGAUGAAUCCCCCCAACAGUGGAUCUGCGCUUCAAGAAACAGGUAGCCGGAACUCUGCAAAAGUUUCGGGCGAUGAAUAUCAUGCAGACAGUCGACAUAGGAGAAAACCCUCCAGAGAGUAGGUGCAAGAGUCUAGCUUUAAAGCCGCGAGCCGCAAAGUAAGUGUACCCUACCCCUACCCCUACCCUGUGUUUUGUUCGAGUAAUGUGGGCAAUGUUUUCUCCUCCAUGGACUUUCUUUUACCCAUUACAGUCGAAUGUUGCAUUUUUUUCCCCUCUAACUUUAUUGUACUCUUAGCUUGAUUGGAUAAUACUUUUACUUUAGGUUUCUGUACAACAUUGUUGCUUUGUUAAUGAAAUACACUGAGGAAGAAACUUCCAUAGUGAAGCCA